Tarenaya hassleriana is the source of this 1422-nucleotide messenger RNA. RefSeq names its product protein ABCI12, chloroplastic. The transcript is spliced from 7 exons. Lineage: Eukaryota; Viridiplantae; Streptophyta; Magnoliopsida; Brassicales; Cleomaceae. The record is from RefSeq and is a predicted model, not a curated record. Bases 62 to 1204 code for a protein of 380 amino acids. Gene Ontology annotation, cellular component: chloroplast.
AGAGCCUCCUUGUUCAAGAUAUGGGUGCCUAUGACUACCAUAUCUACUUUGAGUAUUGAUCAUGAAUCUAUAUCUUCCAUCAGUUUCGCUGUAUCUUCUCCCCAUUAACCCAAUCCCUAGAUACCCAAUUCGUCGAUACCCAGCUCCGAUUUCUCGGCCGAAUUUCGCAAACCCUAGGCCGCUCAGUCUUCCCACGAAGAGGGUUCUCCGAGCGAGAGCUUCCGUUGAUGGAAAUGGAGAAACCGGGAAUUGGGUGAACCGGCUGCCGACCAAGGGACUCAACGCCGAGAACAUCUUCCGAUUGAUUUCGAGCGCUACCGGAAGUCCCAUUGGGCAGUUCAUCUCUUCCCCCGUCACGUUCCUCCAUUCUGUGGACCCCAGGAUCAAACUGGUAUGGCUUUUGACUCUAGUUGUUCUUCCAGCAAGAGCACACAUAUUCGUGCGCUUGGGACUUGUUAUAUGUACAGCGCUUUUGUCCAUAACCAUUCUCCCCAAACAAGUUUGGAUGGAUCAACUGGGGAGAGUGUCACUGCUUUCAGGGAUCCUUUUCAUAACACUGGGACUGGGUGCGGAUAGUGUGCCCCCAAUGCUUCAAUCAAGAACCCCGCCAGCCGCAAUCACAAGCUUGCCCGACCUUCCCAUGUCGUUGAGUGGUUACUCAUACUUGUUGUUCAAGCUUGGACCUUUGCAAUUCACAAGGAAAGGCUUGAAUGUUGCCAGCACAGCUGCUUGCUUAACCUUUAUCAUCUUCCAAAGUGCUAGCAUUUGUCUUGCGACCACAACACCCGAGCAACUCGCUCUAGCUUUGCGUUGGUUUCUAUUCCCAUUGACAUAUAUUGGUGUUCCGGUGGGUGAAAUGAUUCUAACGCUCUUGCUCUCAUUGAGAUUCAUUAGCUUGGUUUUCGACGAGGUACGUAGUGUCGCACUUGGAGUUGUAUCCCGGAGGAUAAACUGGCAGCAGUUGACAGUUUUGGAGACACUCGAUAUUUUUGCUUCUUUCAUUCGCCGCAUCUUCACAAAUAUUUUCCGCCAUGCUGAGCAAAUAUCACAGGCAAUGAUUGUGAGAGGCUUCAGAGGGGACUGCAAUGCUCACCAGCUGUAUUUCUUCUCGGGUUCAUCGGUUAAGACAGCGGAUUUUGCGUCUGUUUUCUGUUUGAUCGGUGUAAUCGUAACUGCGGUCUGGUCUGAUUGCUUCCUCGUCUGAUUGAUAGAUGUUUGAUGGAUUUUCCCCAUCGGUUUGGAUGCAAAACUCAUUCCAUUGUGACUUCUUAUGGGCGGAGAGACAGUUUUUUUUUUUUGGUAAUUUCUGCAGAAUCCAUGCAAAGAAAGGGAGAAAGUGACGAACUGGACAAUGUUUUAGAGACAGAAGCAUUGUUUUUUUUUUGUAUACAAAUGGCUGAGAAGUAUGGUUAUUUUAUAAUA